CAGUUUUGCGCCUCCUCUUUCACUCCCAUCAGCGCAAGCAGAGGGAGAAAAAACAAAAACCCGUUCUUGAAUCGGGUGAACUCAUUCGGAUCCCAAUUGACCCGAUUUCAGAAUCCACCGCUUAUCGCCACCGUGUCGUUCCAUUUUGCGGCGUUGGAAGGAAACAUGACGCGACGGUGCUCGCAUUGCAGCAACAACGGCCACAAUUCGAGGACGUGCCCCAACAGAGGGGUUAAGCUCUUCGGGGUCCGAUUGACGGACGGGUCGAUCCGAAAGAGCGCUAGCAUGGGAAAUCUCACCCACUAUGCUGCGUCGGGUUCUAGUUCCGGGUCCCACCACCAUGCAUCCAACAAUCCGGGUUCUCCCGGCGGUGGUGACACCCCCGAUCACGCCGCCGCCGAGGGUUAUGCCUCCGAAGACUUUGUUCCUGGGUCGUCUUCUACCUCGCGUGAACGAAAAAGGGGUGUCCCGUGGACUGAGGAGGAACACAGAAUGUUUUUACUUGGAUUACAGAAGCUUGGAAAAGGUGAUUGGCGUGGAAUUGCACGAAAUUAUGUCACAUCAAGGACACCUACUCAAGUGGCCAGUCAUGCUCAAAAAUAUUUCAUCAGGCAAAGCAAUGUGUCUAGGCGCAAAAGACGUUCCAGUCUAUUUGAUAUUGUCGCAGAUGAAUCAGCGGACACACCAAUGGUGCAGCAAGAUCAGCUACAGAUCGAAACAGAAGGCAAUAACCCCUUGCCUCCUGUGCCUCCAGCCCUCGAUGAAGAGUGUGAAUCCAUGGAUUCUGCUAACUCAAAUGACAGGGAAUUGGCCUUGUUGAAGUCAGAUAACUCGCGAUCACCAUUCCCAGUGCUGUAUCCUACCUUUUAUCCUCCUGUCUUCCAAUUACCUAUUCCCUGUUGGUCAGGAUAUGAUCCAGAGCCUACUAAGAAGAAGGAAGCUCAUGAAGUGUUGAAGCCAACUGCAGUGCAUUCUAAAAGCCCAAUUAAUGUUGAUGAACUGGUUGGCAUGUCAAAACUGAGUUUAGGAGACUCCAUUGGGGACUCUGCCCCAUCCUCCCUGUCCCUAAAACUCCUCGAAGGACCUUCUAGACAAUCAGCUUUUCAUGCAACUCCAGCGUGCGAUAGUUCGAACAUGAACGGCAGCGCAAUCCACGCAUUAUAAGGGCCCCUUCUGGCAAGUAGGGGUGUGUCCUGUAGCCAUAUCUAUGAAUGUAGGGAUCAUAAAUCUGGCCAUGUGGUCAUCACAUAUCUUGUGGUUGUGGGAAUAUCCUUAAUAAAUUUUCUACCUUUUUCUUUUGCCCUAUUUACAGUGGUUAAUUUAGUUUGUUUCAAUGUUGGUAGGCAGCACAGCAGUAGCAUUUAGGAAUUAUUACUUGGGUCUAGACUUUGUUUGUUCAAUCAUUUCAUUUACCAGGGUCAUUUCAUGUAUUGUAAAGUUGAUUGUGCAGAAUAACAAUCUAUUAGGUUGUGCUUCCCCUUUUA
This is a messenger RNA of Arachis duranensis, 1484 nucleotides long. RefSeq names its product transcription factor KUA1. The record is from RefSeq and is a predicted model, not a curated record. The transcript is spliced from 3 exons. Gene Ontology annotation, biological process: response to auxin; response to ethylene; response to gibberellin. Gene Ontology annotation, molecular function: zinc ion binding; DNA binding. Bases 166 to 1164 code for a protein of 332 amino acids. Lineage: Eukaryota; Viridiplantae; Streptophyta; Magnoliopsida; Fabales; Fabaceae.